Messenger RNA from Menidia menidia (Atlantic silverside), 2588 nucleotides. NCBI's taxonomy places the organism in Eukaryota, Metazoa, Chordata, Actinopteri, Atheriniformes, Atherinopsidae. The record is from the annotation of a GenBank genome assembly.
AUAAACAUUUCUUGAGGAUCAGCAAACUAUUCCUAAACUACGGUUAAAUGAACUUGUCCCCUAUUACAGAUUUUCAUUUAUCGCCCAGUCACUUGUUAGGGAAAUGGAAAUGAAACAAUAUCCACCGAGUAUUGUGCUAUUAAUUUCCGCCUGUUGGUCUGACUUUUAUAGCUUUUAGCAGAUGUGUUACACUGACUCUUGAAUUUAGUGAUCGGGAGGAGCACCUGAAGGCAUCACUAGUGCAGACCAGUGUUGUGUGCGCCCUGCUCGUUGUGUUUAGUGCUGGCUCCCCUCUGUCGUCCAUUAAAGCCCGGCUCCAUCCCCGCUGUACGGCGCAGGCCCGAAGUAGCGCAGCCGCUCUGAGUUGUACUGUGGACCUAGCAGUUUAGACCAGGUGGCUGAUAAUGGAGGAGCACGCUGUUCACCAGACGGAGCACAUGACCACCAUUGAGGCCAGCGCCGUCAGCCAGCAGGUACAUGUGGCUACCUUCACAGAGGCCUCAAUGAUGAGUGCUGAGGAAGACUCGACGUCCUCGCCGGAUGAUGACCCGUACGAUGACACGGACAUCCUCAACUCCACCGGCACCGAUGAGGUCACCGCUCACCUGGCAGCUGCAGGACCGGUAGGCAUGGCAGCAGCAGCUGCUGUAGCCACCGGGAAGAAAAGAAAGAGGCCUCACAUCUUUGAGUCCAAUCCCUCCAUCCGCAAGAGGCAGCAGACCCGUCUGCUCAGGAAGCUACGAGCCACCCUGGAUGAGUACACCACCCGGGUGGGCCAGCAGGCCAUAGUGCUGUGCAUCUCGCCCUCCAAACCCAACCCCGUCUUCAAAGUGUUUGGCGCAGCUCCACUGGAGAAUGUGGUCAGAAAGUAUAAAAGCAUAUUAUUGGAGGACCUGGAGAACGCCUUGGCCGAGCACGCCCCUGCCGGUGGAGAUCUGGCGUCGGAGCUGCCCCCUCUCACCAUUGACGGCAUCCCCGUCUCUGUGGAUAAGAUGACCCAGGCCCAACUGCGGGCGUUCAUCCCAGAGAUGUUGAAGUACUCCACGGGCAGAGGGAAGCCUGGCUGGGGAAAGGAGAGCUGCAAGCCAGUGUGGUGGCCGGAAGACAUCCCCUGGGCCAACGUCCGCAGUGAUGUCCGCACGGAGGAACAGAAACAGAGAGUCUCUUGGACGCAGGCGCUGCGCACCAUUGUGAAGAACUGCUAUAAGCAGCAUGGUCGCGAAGACUUGUUGUACGCUUUUGAGGACCAGCAGGUAACCACAACGACCACCACCCAGCACCACUUGACCACCGCGCAGAGCAUAGCUCACCUGGUUCCCUCGCAGACGGUCGUACAGACCAUCAACAACCCAGAUGGAACAGUCUCGCUCAUCCAGGUCGGCACGGGGCACACGGUUGCCACGCUGGCCGACGCGUCAGAGCUGCCCGGCGUGACCGUGGCACAGGUCAACUACUCAACUGUUACUGACGGAGAGGUGGAGCAGAACUGGGCCACCCUCCAGGGUGGAGAGAUGACAAUCCAAACAACUCAAGCAUCAGAGGCCACCCAGGCCGUGGCGUCCCUGGCCGAGGCUGCGGUCGCGGCCAGCCAGGAGAUGCAGCCCGGGACCACCGUCACCAUGGCUCUGAACAGUGAGGCGGCUGCUCACGCUGUGGCCACGCUGGCCGAGGCCACUCUUCAAGGAGGGGGGCAGAUUGUCCUGGCGGAGACGGCCGCCGCGGUGGGGGCUCUAACAGGGGUUCAAGAUGCCACAGGUCUGGUCCAGAUCCCGGUCAGCAUGUACCAGACCGUAGUGACCAGCCUCUCCCAGGGGAACCGGCCCGUCCAGGUCGCCAUGGCACCUGUGGCCACACGAAUAGACAACACAGUCACGCUGGACGGCCAGGCCGUGGAGGUUGUGACCCUGGAGCAGUGACACUAUGGACCUGGGAAGGAGCAGAAAGCACUGAAUAACCACAUUGGAGAUUUGUUUCUCUCCUUUUUCCAAGACACCACAUUGUGUACAAUGUCGAAUAUAUUUUUAAAUGUACAUCUGUAGGGAAAGUAAAAGUGAGUGAUCAACGCAUUGUGUUUACUAUGUAAAGAUAUUGUUUUUGUUGUUGUAAACCCCCCCCCCCCCUCCACUUAAAUUUUUUUUAAGAUCUGAUUUUGAAUAUUUACUAUUUAUUUCUCUACAUCUUACCCUUUCUAAAAACAAAGAUUAACCAAAAAAUAAAAUGGGGGACAGCCACCGCGGCACCUGUGAAUUACAGUUUGAAAUACGGUGCCAUAGUCAUAAAUCAUCCAUGUUCGAUCUCUUUUAUCACGACUAAAAGCCCCUGGUCUGCCUCUCCUCCCGUACGGAACAGCAGCUGCGCUGUACACACUCCCACACAUUCUCUCACUUUGGUGGAGGAAACAUUAUGUUGGAAUAUCAUCCUAUUGCGUGCUUUUCCCUUUUCUACUGUAGUUCAUGCCAAAAUUUGCUAAGACUCAGGAUAUUCAUCGAUGUAUUGUUUACUGUCGGGUUGCAGAAUGGGUUUCUUGAAGCGUUUUUUUGUCUGAAAGAUUUUAUUUAUAGUGCAUGAAUUGGAGGAGCACACUGUAG